Molecule: messenger RNA, 1904 nt
Organism: Entelurus aequoreus (snake pipefish)
Lineage: Eukaryota; Metazoa; Chordata; Actinopteri; Syngnathiformes; Syngnathidae
Gene: acbd3
Product: acyl-Coenzyme A binding domain containing 3
Exons: 8
Coding region: 51-1679 (542 amino acids)
Cellular component (GO): Golgi membrane
Molecular function (GO): fatty-acyl-CoA binding
Source: RefSeq, a predicted model, not a curated record
CCGGUGAAAACGGAAGUAGGUACGUGGCCGCUCCUGCCGACAGUCUCUCCAUGAUGGCGACAGAGGUUCAGCUUCGAAGCGGCGACCUCGACAGUGCUGCCGCCAGCCGCCUGGAAGUCUCCAUCGACGGCCUCACCCUCACUCCCGACCCGGAGGACGAGCCCGGCCGGUCCGAGGAGCCUCAGCCGGAGCCCGGCAGUGUGACAGCGGGCGGCGCCGAGGCUGGAGAUGGAGGGACUGACAAAUGUGCCGUAGAGGGGAAAUGGGGGUUUCCUCUGCAGGAGCUGUACGGAAUGGCGCUUAAAUUCUUUAAAGAUAAGGAUGGAAAGGCCUUCCACCCCACCUACGAGGAGAAGCUUCGCCUGGUGGCCCUCCACAAACAGGUGCUGCUGGGCCCUUAUAAUCUCGAUGCCUCCCCCGAGGUCGGCUUCUUUGACGUCCUGGGCAACGACCGCAGAAAAGAGUGGGCCUCAUUGGGUAACAUGGAGAGGGAGGAGGCCAUGGUGGAGUUUGUCCAACUGCUUAACAAGUGCUGCAACCUCUUUGCGCCCUACGUCACCUCACACAAGAUAGAAAAGGAGGAGCAGGAGAGGAAAAGGAAAGAGGAGGAGGAGCGUCAGAGGCUGGAGGAGGAGGAGAGGGAGCGACAAAGGCAAGAGGACGAGAGACGAAGGCUUGAGGAGGAGGAAAGGCUGAGGCGUGAGGAGGAGGAAAGGCGGCUGGCAGAGGAAGAGAAACUACGCAUAGAGCAGCAGAAGCAGCAGAUAAUGGCGGCCUUGAACGCCCAGACCGCCGUGCAGUUCCAGCAGUACGCGGCUCAGCAGUACCCAAACAGCCCCGAGCAGCAGAUGGGCCUCAUCCGCCAGCUCCAGGAGCAGCACUACCAGCAGUACAUGCAGCAGCUCUACCAAGUCCAGCUGGCCCAGCAACAGGCGGCCUUACAGAGGCAGCAGCAGGUUGACCCGAUGGCGCACGCCCACCAGGAGGCUGGUGGCUUCUGCAGCGCCGAUCCCAUCGCGGCGUCGGCAGCGGGGCCGAUGUGUGCGGCUUCACCUUCCAGCGAGGACACCCCGACCGUGAAUGGCGGCGGCCACUCCGACCCCUGCACGGAAAACACGGACCGAGAGCUGGACCCCGAGGCGGCAGAGGAGGUCUCGGAGAACGGGCCGUUAUUAGCAGACUCUCCCCCCGUCAUCGCUGCUCCCUCCAUGUGGACGCGCCCGCAAAUCAAAGACUUCAAAGAGAAGAUCCGCCAGGACGCCGACAGCGUGAUCACGGUGGGGCGCGGCGAGGUGGUGACGGUGCGCGUCCCCACGCACGAGGAAGGCUCCUACCUGUUCUGGGAGUUCGCCACAGACUAUUACGACAUCGGCUUCGGGGUCUUCUUCGAGUGGACGGAUGCGGCGUCGGCCUCGGUCAGCGUGCACGUGUCGGAGUCCACCGAUGAGGACGAGGAGGAGGAAGGGGAGCCCCCGAGUGAGGAGGAGAAGGCCAAGAAGGGGGCGGGGAAGCCUCAGGUGGACGAGAUUGUGCCGGUGUACCGGCGGGACUGUCACGAGGAGGUGUACGCCGGCAGCCACCAGUACCCCGGUCGCGGCGUCUACCUGCUCAAGUUCGACAACUCCUACUCGCUGUGGCGCGCCAAGAGUGUUUAUUACAGAGUCUACUACACCAGAUAAGCCUGAACCCAGGAGUGUCUAUGUCCAUAUAUAUAUAUAUACAUAUAUGUGUAUAUAUAUAUUAGGGCUGGGAAUCUUUGGGUGUCCCACGAUUCGAUUCAAAAUCGAUUCUUGGGGUCACGAUUCGAUUCAGAAUCGAUUUUUUUUUUCGAUUCUCGAUUCAAAAACGAUUUUUUUUUUUUUAAAUUUUUUUUUUUCUUUUUUUUUUUUAAAAUGAAAACAAUG